Molecule: messenger RNA, 342 nt
Organism: Rasamsonia emersonii CBS 393.64
Lineage: Eukaryota; Fungi; Ascomycota; Eurotiomycetes; Eurotiales; Trichocomaceae
Exons: 1
Biological process (GO): protein phosphorylation
Molecular function (GO): ATP binding; protein kinase activity
Source: RefSeq, a predicted model, not a curated record
CUCUUUGAGCUUUUCGUCGGUCAGCCGCCCUUCGACAGCUUCUUGAUAACACCCACGAUCCUCGUCGGUCAAAUGCGAGAGAUGGCAACUGAUGCUCUACCUGAGAGAUGGCAAGACUUAUGGAAGACGAUGGAUGACAAAGCUGCCGCCGAAAUCUCAGGACCCGCAUUGCAAGAGUGGCUAGAAGACAUGUAUUUUGAUGGUGAGCGGAACGAAGACUUGACAAAGGGAGAUAUAGCUAAGCUGGGGCAAAUUAUUGGAAAAUUGCUGCGGUUUGAGCCGUCCACCAGGGCGUCAGCGAGGGAAAUUCUGAACGACCCUUGGUUUAAUUGUAACUCAUAA